CCGCAAGCCACCACUAUUCCCGUCAUCCCUACAGUCGUUCAGCUCGUUACGUCCGAAAUUAACGCAAACGGCAACGGGAAAGAGACAUCAGAUGAAGUCGGGGACCCACGCACAGUGUCCCAGUCGCAGGUCCGGCGCCCACAACUCCCGCAUGCUUCGUGCAGACGUGCUUGUAUGGCUCUCCAGCUGUCUAAACGUCACCGUUUGCUUCGCACCGCCCCGUAUCUUGGGCGGAGAGGAAACAUCUAUCGAGGAAUUCCCUUAUAUCGCAGGUCUCGAGAGGUGGGGUGUGUUUGAAUGUGCAGCGACCAUCGUCAGAGAGUCUUGGGCCAUGACUGCUAAACACUGUAUCGAGCGGACUGAAACCGACGGCGAAGUAACACUGCGAGUUGGAACAUCUGACCGCGAAAGCGGGGGAUAUGUGAUUGGCGUCGAUAAAAUAGUUUCACAUCGCAUCGCUGAUAUCGCUGUUUUACACGUGCAGCUGGAGUUCCCUAUGGGACAAAAAGUGCAGCAAGAGGGACCUUGGGAGCUUUCUUUAGCUGGCUAUCAACAGGGAAGUUAUCUUGGAAGGACCAGAGUGUAAAACCUAUUUGGCGCUGAAGUAGCCCCCAGCAAUUAAACAAUGGGGAAGCCACAGCGUCCCAUCUGUGCACAUUAGGUGUGGAUCCGACGUUUAGUCUUGUAAAUCCAGCUUAAAUGUGGCAAAA
This is a messenger RNA of Schistocerca gregaria, 710 nucleotides long. RefSeq names its product trypsin epsilon-like. NCBI's taxonomy places the organism in Eukaryota, Metazoa, Arthropoda, Insecta, Orthoptera, Acrididae. Gene Ontology annotation, biological process: proteolysis. The transcript is spliced from 2 exons. The record is from RefSeq and is a predicted model, not a curated record. Gene Ontology annotation, molecular function: serine-type endopeptidase activity. The coding region runs from base 92 to 586 and encodes 164 amino acids.